AAACAGAAAACAGAUUAAAAAGUUGUCAUUUAUGAUAUGUGAAUUAUAUCCCAAAAAAGGUGGUUUAUUUUCAGAACCAUGACUUACCUUCUAGACAAUGCUUUUGACAGAGACGUAGUAUUUCUACAUUGAAAAGCCACUAGUAAGUGGUUUCUAACUCAUUUUUAUCAAACAUUAUCAAGUACUUUCUUUGUGUAAAAUGCUGUGAUAGAUUGUAUGAAAUAUUUAUCAAAAUAAGUUUGCAGUAAUUAUAUAGUGUACUAAGAAUGUAUUAUAUGCCAGGCAGGUACUAAGCAAUUUCAUAUGUUAAGUAAUUGCCACCUGUUAGGUAUGUGUUAUUGUUCCCAUUCUAUAAUUUGGGAGACUGAGGCUGAGAAGAUUAGAUAAUUGUACAGGAAACGCAGUAAGAGGCAAAACUGAGAUUAGAACUUAGGUCUUUCUGACUAUAAUUUAAUCCAUUAUGCUAAGCAAGUAAGAAGAGGAAGAGAGACUUAAAUGCAAAGAAUACAAAAGACUGAAUAUUGGAGUUCUGAACUAUGGAGUAGUUUCAGAGUUCUCACCUAUAAUGCUGGAGUGACAGUGCAAAAAUGCUUUAAAAUUCUGUCUCAGUGUGGAGUCUGGGGCCUGAAAGUCUUUCUGACACAGCAGUCAUCUUAACAAAAAUGCAAUUCCAAAAGAUGCAUAUGAUUGAAAAUGACCAUAGUAUCCAACAGCAAACAUAACUUUCUGUGUGGUUGUUUUGGUCUAGGAUUCCUUGGCUAUGAGAGCAAUUGACAUAUUUCAAGGGCCUAUUCAUUAACAUUUUGUGAACAGACACUCAUUCUUAGUGUUUACCAAGCUCUAGGUGCCGCCUAGAUGGUGGAAUGAAUAAGAUAUGAUGACUGGCCCAAAAGAAUGCCCAGAUAGGAGUCUAUUGACUCUAUAUAUGUAGAAUAUAUAUGGUUAAGUGCUAGGCUUUAGCAUCGGAUAGCAUGGGUAUCUGUUCUAGUGCUGCUACUAACUAGCUGCGAUUUGUAACAAAUGUUUACAUUACUCUAUGCUUUUAUUACCUUAUCUAUAAAAUGGGAUUAUUUUGAGGAAUAAAUAGAUAAGCAUGUAAACCUACCAUGUAUAGAAGAUAGUAAGCACUUAGCACUUAAUGGUAGCUGCUGUCCUCCUCAUCAUCAUCACCAUUAUCACCUGGUAGCGAAGUACAGCAGAAUUGACUCUCUAUGCUUAAGACUUACAGCUCUCUGAUUUUUUUUGUUACCCUCAAGUAUAUUUGAUAUACUUUCUGUACAUAAGUGAACAUUUUCCCAAGGGUUCAGGCCCUAAACAUGCCAGACUACCAGUGGAUAGCAGAGUGCUGGAAGAAAGCCCACUCUAAAUUCACCCUGAACACAUCUGAAAACGUUAUUUUUAUAUAUAGCCAAUUACACUUUUCUGACCUAGAAAUGAGCCUUCACAAGGUCAGAGAAUGUUUCCUCUCUUCCUAACAGCACUCUGUAUGUUACUUUUUUAUAUUAUUUGUGCUUGAGUGGGCCUUACACUCCUAAAAUGGUGCAUAAUUUUUGCAUGAUAGUUAUAUAUGAUAAAUACACAGAGGUAAGCUAGUAUCAUGGUAAAGAGCAAUUGCAAUAAGGUAGAUACAGGUUCAAAUUCUGGUUUCUCUGCCUAGUAGCUAUGACCUUGGAGAAGACCCUUAUGCUUCCAGAACCUGUCUGUAAAAUGGGAUAAUAAAUACAUAUCUCAUAUGAAGGUUGUGAAGAUUAAAUGAGGUGAUAAGAUCUAGUAUUUGGUAACAUAAUAUAGUAACUAUAGUUAACUAUUUAUUCUAUAUUUUUAAAUAACUAAAAUAGUAGAAUUAGAAUGUUCCUACUACAAAGAAAUGCUUGAGGUGCUGGAUACCCCAGUUACUCUAAUUUGAUCAUUACACAUGCUAUGCUCAUAUCAAAACAUCACAUGUACCCAACAAUUAUAUACAACUAUGUACCCAUAAUUAAAAGUGCAGAUUUUUUAAAGAUUGAGAUGGUUUGUUUAAAGUAUUUAGCACAUAGUAAAUUCUCAAUAAAUGUCACUUUUUAUUAUUACAAAAAAGACAUGAAUUACGUGAACCUAGUGGCUCAGGUUCAUUUUCAAUUAAAUAAGCAUUUAUUGUGCACCUUCCAAGUAUCUUACACUCUGCUACUUUCUGUGGGUACUAGAUAAAAGAAAUGUACAACAUGAGUCCUCUAAAACAAAGUCUGUGCUUUUCACAUGUAUAUGACCCUGAAAAAAGGUAUCUUGCAACCAUGUCUUCAUACUGGAAGGUGGGGCUGGUACUAGCCUUUCUGCAAUCACCUGUAGAUAACAAUGUGAAGGAGGAAGGUAAAUAUGUAGAGGUGGAGUUAGGUUUGAUGGAAAAUGAAUCACCUCAUUCACUAUAAUCACUAUAAGCUAUAUAAGGGUCAUUAUCCCAAUCCAUCUUCACCCUGCAAGCUGCAUCAGGCUUUAUCCUACUUGUUCCUUUGGGGAACCAGGUGAGAGAAAAUUCAUCCAGCUACAUUUAUGAAUAUUUGGUGUUGUCCAUAGUAGAGUCUAGGGAUAUAAGCUAAGGCAGAGUUCAUGUAUAUUUUGCCUUUCUUUUCUUUUUUGUUUCUUUCAUUUUCUUUUCUUUUCUUUUUUUUUUUUUUUUUUUUUUUUUUGCUUAUUUGUUUGGUUAGUUUAGUUUAUUCUGGGGCCUUUUUGUAAUAAGUUCAUUUUUAUGGAGAAGAAUAAUGCAAGUAAAAGUUCACCUUCCUCUAGGCCUUCCUCUACACAUUCCAUAGUCUGUUCCCAGUCUUUUUCCAUGCCCUCUUUUCUGGGCUGUCCAGCUCAAACUGGCAGGCAGCUGGGUCUGUUGCAGAGUCCCUUCCUUUUUCAGUGUUGUUUCCCAGAGCUCCAAGAUCUAAUUAUCCAGUAGUUAAACUGCUGCCUGCAUUGCUGAGCUCUUCUUCUUGAUUAAUUAAAGAGAACGGUGUUUGGGCAAGUGCUUGACAUUAAGAGAGUUCCUAAGCUCUACUGAGCUCUACUGUCUGAUGCCUAUGAAACACCAAGCUUUUUUGAGCCCCUUUGCCCAUUUUUAAUUUGCUGAAGGCCUAAGGGUCCAGUUUAGUUUCUGGUGCCCAGAGAAUAAACAGAUGUGCAUGGUGGAAGGUCUGUCACUUUUGACUCAAGAAAAGCAGUGAAACUAAGAGAGAUUGAGGCAAUGGUAUCUGGCUGGUUCUGGAAACUUUGGAAGCCUUAGAACAACACCCAGAAUGCCAACACACUCAAAGUGUAGAGAUACUAUGUAGAGACUAUACUUACCCAUGACAGGCAAUAUAGAGACCUGAGGUCUAUUCUCAGUUGAACCAGUAACAUGCCAAGACUUACUUGAUCAUAGAAAAGUAACUCAAAGUUAACAAAGUUAAUUUUCAUUGUAUUCAACAGCGUUGUAUCAUCCCUGGCCCAUUCUUACGUUUUGAGAUUUAAAAUAAACAAGAGUUUAAAAAAACAUGCUGGUUAUUAUUAAAAUGAAAAUUGCUGAUAAGUUAAAAGGGGAGAAUAUGAAUAAUAGGGUUCUUUGUUUUUCUGUGUCCAGGUUCACUUAAACUUGCAAAAAGAUGACCGACCUCUUGAGAAGUGUUGUCACCGUAAUUGAUGUUUUCUACAAAUACACCAAGGAAGAUGGGGAGUGCGGCACACUGAGCAAGGAUGAACUAAAGGAACUUCUGGAGAAAGAGUUUCAUCCAAUUCUGAAGAACCCAGAUGAUCCAGACACAGUGGAUGUCAUCAUGCAUAUGCUGGAUCGAGAUCAUGACAGAAGAUUGGACUUUACUGAGUUUCUUUUGAUGAUAUUCAAGCUGACUAUGGCCUGCAACAAGGUCCUCAGCAAAGAAUACUGCAAAGCUUCAGGGUCAAAGAAGCAUAGGCAUGGUCACCGACACCAAGAAGAAGAAAGUGAAACAGAAGAGGAUGAAGAGGAUACACCAGGACAUAAAUCAGGUUACAGACAUUCAUGUUGGAGUGAGGGAGAGGAGCAUGGAUAUAGUUCUGGGCACUCAAGGGGAACUGUGAAACGUAGACAUGGGUCCAACUCCAGGAGGCUAGGAAGACAAGGUAAUUUAUCCAGCUCUGGGAACCAAGAGAGAGCUCAGAAAAGAUACCACAGGUCCAGCUCUGGUCACUCAUGGAGUAGUGGCAAAGAGAGACAUGGUUCCAGCUCUGGAGAACUGAGAGAAAGAAUAAACAAGUCACACAUUAGCCCUUCUAGGGAAUCUGGGGAAGAGUAUGAAUCUGGAUCUGGAUCAAAGAGUUGGGAAAGGAAAGUUCAUGGUGGUCUGUCAUGUGGAUUGGAGACUAGUGGGCAUGAAUCAAACUCUACUCAGUCAAAAAUUAGAGGACAAAAGCUUGGGUCUAGCUGUUCAGGAGAUAGUGGGAGGCGAAGUCAUGCAUGUGGUUAUAGCAAUUCAAGUGGGUGUGGAAGGCCACAAAAUGUUUCAAGUUCUUGUCAGUCACAUAGAUUUGGAGGGCAAGGAAAUCAAUUUAGCUAUAUUCAGUCAGGCUGUCAGUCAGGAAUUAAUGGAGGACAAGGCCAUGGCUGUGUCUCAGGAGGCCAGCCCUCUGGAUGUGGUCAACCUGAGUCUAACUCCUGUAGUCAGUCCUAUAGUCAGAGAGGAUAUGGAGCUAGAGAAAAUUGUCAACCACAGAACUGUGGAGGACAAUGGAGAACAGGCUCAAGUCAGUCCUCUUGUUGUGAACAAUAUGGGUCUGGAGGUAGCCAGUCUUGUAGUAGUGGUCAACAUGAAUAUGGUUCCUGUGGCCGCUUUUCAAACUCUUCUAGUUCAAAUGAAUUUUCCAAAUGUGGUCAACAUGGGUCUGGUUCAGGUCAGUCUACUAGCUUUGAACAACAUGGAACAGGCUUGAGUCAGUCCUCUGGGUUCGAACAACAUGUAUCUGGCUCAGGUCAAACUUGUGGCCAGCAUGAGUCUACAUCAAGUCAAUCCUUGGGCUAUGACCAGCAUGGGUCUAGCUCAGGUAAGACAUCUGGCUUUGGACAACACGGGUCUGGCUCAGGUCAGUCCUCUGGCUUUGGACAAUGUGGGUCAGGCUCAGGUCAGUCCUCUGGUUUUGGGCAGCAUGGGCCUGUCGCAGGACAAUCCUCUCGUUUUGGACAACAUGAGUCUAGAUCACGUCAGUCUAGCUAUGGCCAACAUGGUUCUGGCUCAAGUCAAUCAUCUGGCUAUGGCCAAUAUGGGUCUAGAGAGACAUCUGGCUUUGGACAACAUGGGUCGGGCUCAGGUCAAUCCACUGGCUUUGGCCAAUAUGGAUCAGGCUCAGGUCAGUCCUCUGGCUUUGGACAACAUGGGUCUGUCUCAGGACAAUCCUCUGGUUUUGGACAACAUGAGUCUAGAUCACGUCAGUCUAGCUAUGGCCAACACAGUUCUGGCUCAAGUCAGUCAUCUGGCUAUGGCCAACAUGGGUCUAGACAGACAUCUGGCUUUGGACAACAUGGGUCAGGCUCAAGUCAAUCCACUGGCUUUGGCCAGUAUGGAUCAGGCUCAGGUCAGUCUGCUGGCUUUGGACAACAUGGGUCUGGCUCAGGACAAUCCUCUGGUUUUGGACAACAUGAUUCUAGAUCAGGUCAUUCUAGCUAUGGCCAACAUGGUUUUGGCUCAAGUCAAUCAUCUGGCUGUGGUCAACAUGGGUCAAGUUCAGGACAGACAUCUGGAUUUGGACAACACGAGUUAAGCUCAGGUCAGUCUUCCAGCUUCGGCCAACAUGGGUCAGGUUCAAGUCAGUCCUCUGGCUUUGGACAACAUGGGUCUGGCUCAGGACAAUCCUCUGGUUUUGGACAACAUGAGUCUAGAUCAGGUCAGUCUAGCUAUGGCCAACACAGUUCUGGCUCAAGUCAGUCAUCUGGCUAUGGCCAACAUGGGUCUAGACAGACAUCUGGCUUUGGACAACAUGGGUCAGGCUCAGGACAAUCCUCUGGCUUUGGACAACAUGAGUUUAGAUCACAUCAGUCCAGCUAUGGCCAACAUGGUUCUGGCUCAAGUCAAUCAUCUGGCUAUGGUCAACAGGGGUCAAGUUCGGGACAGACAUCUGGCUUUGGACAACACAGGUCAAGCUCAGGUCAAUACUCUGGCUUUGGACAAUAUGAGUCUAGAUCAGGUCAAUCUAGCUAUGGCCAACACAGUUCUGGCUCAAGUCAGUCAUCUGGCUAUGGCCAACAUGGGUCUAGACAGACAUCUGGCUUUGGACAACAUGAGUCUGGCUCAGGACAAUACUCUGGUUUUGGACAACGUGAGUCUAGAUCACAUCAGUCUAGCUAUGGCCAACAUGGUUCUGGCUCAAGUCAGUCAUCUGGCUAUGGUCAACAUGGGUCUAGUUCAGGACAGACUUUUGGAUUUGGACAACACAGGUCAGGCUCAGGUCAAUCCUCUGCCUUUGGCCAACAUAGAUCAGGCUCAGGUCAGUCCUCUGGCUUUGGACAACAUGAGUCAGGCUCAGGACAAUCCUCUGGCUUUGGACAGCAUGAGUCUAGAUCAAGUCAGUCUAGUUAUGGCCAACAUGGUUCUGGCUCAAGUCAGUCAUCUGGCUAUGGUCAACAUGGGUCUAGUUCAGGACAGACAACUGGCUUUGGACAACACGGGUCAAGCUCAGGUCAAUACUCUGGCUUUGGACAACAUGGAUCAGGCUCAGGUCAGUCCUCUGGCUUUGGACAACAUGGGACUGGUUCAGAACACUCCUCUGGUUUUGGACAACAUGAGUCUAGAUCACGUCAGUCUAGCUAUGGCCAACAUGGUUCUAGCUCAAGUCAAUCAUCUGGCUAUGGUCAACAUGGGUCAAAUUCAGGACAGACAUCUGGCUUUGGACAACACAGGUCAGGCUCAGGUCAGUCCUCUGGCUUUGGCCAAUAUGGAUCAGGCUCAGGUCAGUCUUCUGGCUUUGGACAACAUGGGUCAGGCACAGGAAAAUCCUCUGGCUUUGCACAGCAUGAGUACAGAUCAGGUCAGUCUAGCUAUGGCCAACAUAGUACUGGCUCCAGUCAAUCAUCUGGCUGUGGCCAACAUGAGUCUGGCUCAGGUCCAACCACAGGUUUUGGACAGCAUGUGUCUGGCUCAGACAAGUUCUCUAGUUCUGGACAACAUAUAUCUGACUCAGGUCAGCCCACUGGAUUUGGCCAAUAUGGUUCAGGCUCAGGUCAAUCAACUGGCUUGGGCCCAGGUGAAUCUCAACAAGUAGAGUCAGCAUCCACAGUUCAUGGGAGACAGGAAACUACUCAUGGUCAGACAAUAAAUACCACUAGACAUAGCCAGUCUGGUCAAGGACAGUCCACACAGACAGGGUCCAGGGUAACUAGAAGACGAAGAUCUAGCCAAAGUGAGAACAGUGACAGUGAAGUGCAUUCAAGGGUCUCACACAGACAUUCAGAACACAUUCAUACACAAGCUGGAUCUCACUACCCAAAGUCAGGAUCCACAGUUCGCAGAAGACAAGGAACUACUCAUGGACAGAGAGGAGAUACCACUAGACAUGGCCAUUCUGGUCAUGGACAGUCCACACAGACAGGGUCCAGAACAUCUGGAAGACAGAGAUUUAGCCACAGUGAUGCCACUGACAGUGAAGUGCACUCAGGGGUCUCACAUAGACCACACUCACAAGAACAAACUCACAGCCAAGCUGGAUCUCAACAUGGAGAGUCAGAAUCCACAGUUCAUGAGAGACAUGAAACUACUUAUGGACAGACAGGAGAUACCACUAGACAUUCCCACUCUGGUCAUGAACAAACCACACAGACAGGGUCCAGGACAACUGGAAGACAGAGAACUAGCCACAGUGAGUCCACUGACAGUGAAGUGCACUCAGGGGGCUCACACAGACCACACUCACAAGAACACACUUACGGCCAAGCCGGAUCUCAACAUGGACAGUCAGAAUCCAUAGUUCAUGAGAGACAUGGAACUACUCAUGGACAGACAGGAGAUACCACUAGACAUGCCCACUAUCAUCAUGGAUUAACCACACAGACAGGGUCCAGGACUACCGGAAGAAGGGGAUCUGGCCACAGUGAGUACAGUGACAGUGAAGGGUACUCAGUAGUCUCACAUACACAUUCAGGACACACUCACGGCCAAGCCGGAUCUCAACAUGGAGAGUCAGAAUCUAUAGUUCAUGAGGGACAUGGAACUAUACAUGGACAGACAGGAGAUACCACUAGACAUGCCCACUCUGGUCACGGACAGUCCACACAGACAGGGUCCAGGACAACUGGAAGAAAGGCAUCUGGCCACAGUGAGUACAGUGACAGUGAAGGGCACUCAGGGUUCUCACAAAGACCACACUCACGAGAACACACUCACAGCCAAGCUGGAUCUCAACAUGGAGAGUCAGAAUCCAUAGUUGACGAGAGACACAGAACUACUCAUGGACAGACAGGAGAUACCAGUGGACAUUCUCAGUCUGGUCAUGGACAGUCCACGCAGUCAGGAUCCAGUACAACUGGAAGAAGGAGAUCUGGCCACAGUGAGUCCAGUGACAGUGAAGUGCACUCAGGGGGCUCACACACACAUUCAGGACACACACACGGCCAAGCCAGAUCUCAACAUGGAGAGUCAGAAUCUACAGUUCACGAGAGACACCAAACUACUCAUGGACAGACAGGAGAUACCACUGAACAUGGCCACCCUAGUCAUGGACAAACCACACAGACAGGGUCCAGGACAACUGGAAGAAGGGGAUCUGGCCACAGUGAGUACAGUGACAGUGAAGGGCACUCAGGGGUCUCACAUACACAUUCAGGACACACUCACAGUCAAGCUGGAUCUCACUAUCCAGAGUCAGGAUCCUCAGUUCAUGAGAGACACGGAACUACUCAUGGACAAACAGCAGACACCACUAGACAUGGCCACUCUGGUCAUGGACAGUCCACACAGAGAGGGUCUAGGACAACUGGAAGAAGGGGAUCAGGCCACAGUGAGUCCAGUGACAGUGAAGUGUACUCAGGAGUCUCACACACACAUUCAGGACACACUCACAGCCAAGCCGGAUCUCAACAUGGAGAGUCAGGAUCCUCAGUUCAUGGGAGACAGGGAACUAUACAUGGACCGACAGGAGAUAUCACUAGACAUGCCCACUAUGGUCAUGGACAGUCCACACAUAGAGGGUCCAGGACAACUGGAAGAAGGGCAUCUGGCCACAAUGAGUACAGUGACAGUGAAGUACACUCAGGGGUCUCACGCACACAUUCAGGACACACACACAGCCAACCCGGAUCUCAACAUGGAGAGUCAGAAUCCACAGUUCAUGAGAAACACCACACCACUCAUGGACAGACAGGAGAUACCACUGAACAUGGCCACUCUGGUCAUGGACAAGCCACACAGACAGGGUCCAGGACAACAGGAAGACAGAGAUCUAGGCACAGUGAGUCCAGUGACAGUGAAGUGCACUCAGGGGGCUCACGCAGACCACACUCACAAGAACACAUUCACGGCCAAGCUGGAUCUCAACAUGGAGAGUCAGAAUCCACAGUUCACGAGAGACACCAAACUACUCAUGGAAAGAGAGCAGAUACCACUGGACAUGCCCACUCUGGUCAUGGACAAGCCACACAGAGAGGGUCCAGGACAACUGGAAGAAGGGUGUCUGGCCACAGUGAGUACAGUGACAGCGAAGGGCACUCAGGGGUCUCACACACACAUUCAGGACACACUCAUGGCCAAGCCGGAUCCCAACGUGGAGAGUCAGGAUCCUCAGUUCAUGAGAGAUAUGGAACUACUCAUGGACAGACAGGAGAUACCACUAGACAUGCUCACUCUGGUCAUGGACAGUCUACACAGAGAGGGUCAAGGACAGCUGGAAGAAGGGGAUCUGGCCACAGUGAGUCCAGUGACAGUGAAGUGCAUUCAGGGGUCUCAUAUACACAUUCAGGACACACUCACGGCCAAGCCAGAUCUCAACAUGGAGAGUCAGGAUCUGCCAUUCAUGGGAGACAGGGAACUAUACAUGGACAGACAGGAGAUACCACUAGACAUGGCCAGUCUGGUCAUGGACAGUCCACACAGACAGGUUCCAGGACAACUGGAAGACAGAGAUCUAGUCACAGCGAGUCCAGUGAUAGUAAAGUGCACUCAGAGGCCUCACCCACGCAUUCAGGACACAUUCACAGCCAAGCCGGAUCUCGACAUGGAGAGUCAGGAUCCUCAGGUCAUGGGAGACAGGGAACUACUCAUGGACAGACAGGAGAUACCACUAGACAUGCCCACUAUGGUCAUGGACAAUCCACACAGAGAGGGUCCAGGACAACUGGAAGAAGGGGAUCUGGCCACAGUGAGUCCAGUGACAGUGAAGUGCACUCAUGGGGCUCACACACACAUUCAGGACACAUUCAUGGCCAAGCUGGAUCUCAACAAAGACAGCCAGGAUCCACAGUUCAUGGGAGACUGGAAACUACUCAUGGACAGACAGGAGAUACCAUUAGAUAUGGCCAUUCUGAUUAUGGACAAUCCACACAGACAGGUUCCAGAUCUAGUAGAACAAGUCAUUUUCAGUCACAUAGUAGUGAAAGGCAAAGGCAUGGAUCAAGUCAGGUUUGGAAACAUGGCAGCUAUGGACCUGCAGAAUAUGACUAUGGGCACACUGGGUAUGGGCCUUCUGCUGGCAGCAGAAAAAGCAUCAGUAAUUCUCACCUUUCAUGGUCAAUAGAUAGCACUGCAAACAAGCAACUGUCUAGACAUUGA
Symphalangus syndactylus (siamang) is the source of this 10724-nucleotide messenger RNA. RefSeq names its product filaggrin 2 (gene FLG2). Gene Ontology annotation, biological process: establishment of skin barrier. Gene Ontology annotation, cellular component: keratohyalin granule; nucleus; cornified envelope. Lineage: Eukaryota; Metazoa; Chordata; Mammalia; Primates; Hylobatidae. The record is from RefSeq and is a predicted model, not a curated record. Gene Ontology annotation, molecular function: calcium ion binding; transition metal ion binding.